Molecule: messenger RNA, 1817 nt
Organism: Clupea harengus (Atlantic herring)
Lineage: Eukaryota; Metazoa; Chordata; Actinopteri; Clupeiformes; Clupeidae
Gene: cds1
Product: CDP-diacylglycerol synthase 1
Cellular component (GO): endoplasmic reticulum membrane
Molecular function (GO): phosphatidate cytidylyltransferase activity
Source: RefSeq, a predicted model, not a curated record
CGGAGCCGUGUGUCGCUGCUGCUCUGUUGAGUCAGAGUGAGAGAGAGAGAGGAUAGGCUCCUUGCCCACCGCAACACCAACUAGAAAACCCAAGAACUGCAGGCAUAAACAAAUGCACGCAUUAUCUUGGCGGAGGACUGGGAGCUUUUUAAUGCGUUAAAAAGACGUUUUCAAUUAGCAGGUUGUCUUGACUGGUCAUUAAUCUUCGCCACAAGUUAAAUUAGCCGGAUUACGAGGGCUGACAAUUAUUUCAAACCCAGCUUGUGUUGCUUCGGGAGUCUUCCAUGUAUUGUGAGUGAAAGAGCGAAGAAAUGACUGAGCUGCGAAAGAGGGGAGGAGGCGGGGACCCUGACAGCACAGAAAACAUCAGUGACAAGGAGACAGAUGGAGAUGACAGACUGGGUCUGUGUGCAGAGGGAGAGGGAGAGGGAGAGGGAGAAGGGGAGGGGGAGGGGGAGGGCGACUUCAAGGCCGACACUCCAGACGCGGUCCCCUCCGUAGACAACACUCCACAGUGUCUCAACAAGGCCCUGGAGGGCCUCUCGUCCAGAUGGAAGAACUGGUGGAUACGAGGGAUUUUAUCGUUAACAAUGAUCUCAGGCUUCUUCCUCAUCAUCUACCUGGGGCCCAUCAUGCUUAUAUUCGUGGUCAUGAGCGUACAAAUCAAGUGCUUCCAAGAGAUCAUCGACAUCGGUUACAGAGUUUACCAUUCCUAUGAACUCCCCUGGUUCAGAACACUGAGCUGGUAUUUCUUGGUCUGUGUGAACUACUUCUUCUAUGGGGAGACAGUGGCUGAUUACUUUGGCGCGCUAGUUCAGAGAGAGGAGCCGCUGCAGUUCCUGGUGCGAUAUCACCGCUUCAUCUCCUUUGCACUGUACCUGUCAGGUUUCUGCAUGUUUGUGCUGAGUCUAGUGAAGAAACAUUACCGCCUGCAGUUUUAUAUGUUUGCUUGGACCCAUGUGACGCUGUUGAUUGUGGUAACUCAGUCACACCUUGUCAUUCAGAACCUGUUUGAAGGAAUGAUCUGGUUUAUUGUUCCCAUCUCCAUUGUCAUCUGUAAUGACAUCAUGGCUUACCUGUUUGGCUUCUUCUUUGGGAGGACCCCCCUGAUCAAGCUCUCCCCCAAGAAGACCUGGGAAGGCUUCAUCGGAGGAUUCUUCUCCACAGUGGUCUGCGGGUUCAUUGGUGCCUACCUGCUGUCUCAGUACCAGUACUUUGUGUGUCCGGUGGAGUACAGCAGCGAGAGCAGCAGGUUCACCAGCCUGGAGUGUGAGCCCUCGGAGCUGUUCGUCAUGCAGGAGUACACCCUACCCGCCAUGGUGCAGAACAUCGUCAGCUGGCGGACGGUGAACCUGUACCCCUUCCAGAUCCACAGCAUCUUCCUCUCGUCCUUCGCCUCCCUCAUCGCCCCCUUCGGAGGCUUCUUCGCCAGCGGCUUCAAGCGAGCCUUCAAAAUCAAAGACUUUGCCAAUACCAUUCCCGGACACGGUGGGAUCAUGGACCGCUUUGACUGCCAGUACCUGAUGGCCACGUUCACGCAUGUUUACAUUGCCAGCUUUAUCAGAGGACCCAACCCCAGUAAGGUGCUGCAGCAGCUGUUGGUCCUGCAGCCAGCGCAGCAGCUUAGCAUCUUUAACACGCUGCGCACCCACCUGCGAAAGAGGGGGAUGCUGCCCCCUGCAGUCAUGGAGGCCCAGUGAGCCAGCACACUGCGGAGUGGAUGUGUUUGCACUCAUGUGUGUCUUUCACUCUCUGUCAGACACAUACUCACACAGAUACUCAUACACAUAUGCUUACACACACACACACACACACAC